AUGGGAUUUAGGGAGAUUAUAAGACAGCAUUAUUCGUACGGAUUAACUUCCCAUAUAAAACCGCGCUGCCAUGUCACACAACUCUCAAAAUCCUCACUCCACGGGAAGAGCAGAAGCUGGAAGAAUGGAAAACCUGAGCAUGAAUCGAGCGAGCUCUCCGCAGUCAAGACCAAGAAAAAGAAACUCGGGUUUCAAGAUGCCAGACGAACUGACCCCACGAUAACUAACCAACUUCCUGGACAAGGUCCCCACGUACGAGCUCUCAAAACGAGUUACAAAUGCGCUGAAACCAAAAAAGACACAACAACUCCCAACAACAUCUGGGAAUUUCCUGCGAUUUUAGAGGUGGAAUGGACGAUGAUGAUGACAUGUACCCUUCGUAAGCACUAA
This is a messenger RNA of Caenorhabditis remanei, 390 nucleotides long. RefSeq lists its product as uncharacterized. The transcript is spliced from 4 exons. The coding region runs from base 1 to 390 and encodes 129 amino acids. The record is from RefSeq and is a predicted model, not a curated record. Lineage: Eukaryota; Metazoa; Nematoda; Chromadorea; Rhabditida; Rhabditidae.